GCUGAGAAAGCCUGUGACACAGAAUGACUCAGGAGAUGCUCCCAUUGCCUCUCAGGAAAUGCUGAGCAUGAGACAGCAUGGCUCUUGUGGUUAGGGACUGGCAGGUUCUGUGGCAUCCCAAUAUUCUUUCUGAGGAUUCCAGAGAGGGUAGUGCUUGACUGGGGUCUGUCCACUUUCCUUCCAGGCUCAUCCCUAGGCUCUGCCUCCAGUUGAAGCAUGAAUGGCCUUGAGACAGCCUCUCCAGGUCUGAUGGCCAACUCUUCCCUGGGCACUGCAGACCAGUGUGGCCAGGAGACAUGGCUGCAGAAUGUCUUCUUUGCCUCUUUCUACCUCCUGAGUUUUCUCCUGGCUUUUGUCGGCAAUGCCCUGGCCCUGUGGCUUUUCAUCCAGGACCGCAGACCAGGCACCCCUGCAAAUGUAUUCCUGAUGCACCUGGCUAUGGCAGACCUGUCCUGUGUGCUGGUCCUGCCCAUGCGCUUUGUCUACCACUUCGCAGGGAACCACUGGCCAUUUGGGGAAAUCCCGUGCCGCCUUACCGGCUUCCUCUUCUAUCUCAACAUGUAUGCCAGCAUCUAUUUCCUCACCUGCAUCAGUGCUGACCGCUUCCUGGCCAUUGUGCACCCUGUCAAGUCCCUCAAACUCCGUAGGCCUCUCUAUGCACACCUGGCCUGUGCCUUCCUCUGGGUGGUGGUGGCCAUGGCCAUGGCCCCACUGUUGGUGAGCCCACAAACCGUGCAGACCAACCACACAGUCAUCUGCCUGCAGCUCUACCGGGAGAAGGCCUCAUACCAUGCACUCAUGUCCUUAGCUGUGGCUUUCACCUUCCCAUUUGUCACCACUGUUACCUGCUACCUGCUGAUCAUCCGCAGCCUGCAGCAGGGGCCCCGUGUAGAGAAGCGCCUUAGGAACAAAGCAGUCCGCAUGAUUGCCAUGGUGCUGACCAUCUUCCUGGUCUGCUUCGUGCCUUACCAUGUCCAUCGCUUUGUCUACGUGCUGCACUUCCACAGCAGUGGUGCCUCAUGCACUGCCCAGCAUGCCCUGGCCCUGGGGAACCGGAUCACUUCCUGCCUUACCAGCCUCAAUGGGGCACUCGAUCCCAUCAUAUACUUUUUUGUGGCUGAGAAGUUUCGAAACACCCUGUGUAACCUGCUCAGUGGCAAAAGGCUCUCAGGCCCACCUCCCAGCUUUGAAGGGAAAACCAAUGAGAGCUCCCUGAGUGCCAGGUCAGAGCUGUGAGUUCCAGCCACCACCUGAACCUGCUGCAGACUGUCUCAGGACAACUCCCUUAGGGUUUUGAGGUUUCUCCCAGACUCACAAAGAAGAAGCCCAUUUCUCCCAGGCCACACUCUGAAAAAAGAAACUGAAAUCUCAGUGAAUUACUGCCACUCCUUCCAAGGUCAGAAUUCAUUACCUAGUGUCCAGUUCUGACUGAUCUGAUGCACAAACCCCUAAAGAGGAGAACUGUGUGAAUCAACUGCCCCCUCUGCAGACUGUGUUGGCCCAGCUUGCUUAUAGCUAUUAGGUAAUUAGUGACUUUGCCCUGUAGUAAGACAGGCGAGGAGGCCAGAGGAAUAACUCCUGAGCGAUGAGUGUUUUUAUUUCCUGACUGCUGC
Artibeus jamaicensis (Jamaican fruit-eating bat) is the source of this 1613-nucleotide messenger RNA. It is a transcript of the gene GPR17, whose product is annotated as G protein-coupled receptor 17. The transcript has a single exon. Gene Ontology annotation, molecular function: G protein-coupled receptor activity. The record is from RefSeq and is a predicted model, not a curated record. Gene Ontology annotation, biological process: positive regulation of Rho protein signal transduction; phospholipase C-activating G protein-coupled receptor signaling pathway. Lineage: Eukaryota; Metazoa; Chordata; Mammalia; Chiroptera; Phyllostomidae. Gene Ontology annotation, cellular component: membrane. The coding region runs from base 217 to 1236 and encodes 339 amino acids.